Triticum turgidum subsp. durum (durum wheat) is the source of this 672-nucleotide messenger RNA. The record is from the annotation of a GenBank genome assembly. NCBI's taxonomy places the organism in Eukaryota, Viridiplantae, Streptophyta, Magnoliopsida, Poales, Poaceae.
AUGGCGGCAGUCGGAGCGGCACCACUGCUCUACCAGCAGCAGGCGCAGGCGGCGGGGGACGGCUGCUACUUCUCUUUCAUGUCCGCCUACUUCUCUAACGGGGAAGCCAGCUCGAACGCCUCCAGCCCAGCGUCCAGCUUCUCGGCCGCGCUCGGCGCCACACCGCCCGCUGCACCGGUGAUCGCCGCCGACCCCGCGGCACAGUUCGACAUCUCCGAGUACCUCUUCGACGAGGGCGCGUUCUCUGCAGCGCUCCCGCCCGUCGUCUCCGUGCCGGCCGUUGACGCGGCUGCUGCAAGUUCGGCGACCGCGGUGACUGCGAGGAGCGCCGAGUCGGCGGCGGCGGCGGAGCGCCCGCGGACGGAGCGCAUCGCGUUCCGGACGAGGUCGGAGGUCGAGAUCCUCGACGACGGCUACAAGUGGCGCAAGUACGGCAAGAAGUCCGUCAAGAACAGCCCAAACCCAAGGAACUACUACCGGUGCUCGACGGAAGGGUGCAACGUGAAGAAGCGGGUGGAACGGGACCGGGACGACCCGGCGUACGUGGUGACCACGUACGAGGGCACGCACAGCCAUGUGAGCCCCAGCACCAUCUACUACGCCAGCCAGGACGCCACCUCCGGCCGCUUCUUCAUCGCCGGCACGCACCCGCCGCCAGGCUCACUGUUGUAG